UGUUUAUUUGCCAAUUCUCAGAUUUGCCACACCCUCCUCCUGCACUUCCACACCCUCCCCCAGCGCCGCCCACGUUUCAGCUCAGAUCAUCUCAGAUCAUCCCACGCUGAGCGACCUUCCUUCCUUGAUAGUGAGAUUGCCAGCCAAAUGCGAAGAGCAGCGACCCAGCAGAAGGCAGGCCGACCGCCGGAAGUCUCGCCGGCCGAGCUCGCGCGGAUUCUGGACCAGAAGCUCGCCCAAAAGGACCCCAAGCUCGCCUCGAGUGUCGCGGGCAAUGCAGGCGGAGCGGGCGUGGUCUCUGCAGGCCUAGCAGCAGGCGCAGUCGGAGCGAGGCCCGGUGGCGGAUCCAACAACCAUGCUCCUGCUGCUCCUAGUGGUAGUGGUAGUGGUAGCAGUAGUAGCAGUAGUGGUACUGGAUAUGAUGCUGCUGAUGGUGGACGGCCGCCGUGGGAGACCGGGCGCAGUGCUCGAGGCCAGAAGCGCCCGUACGAGGACGACUACGCCGCGCACACCGCGCACCCGCCGCAGCCGCAUCCAAGCGAGCGAGGUCUGUAUGGCACGCCCAUGCAGCAGCCGGCGCCGUGGCAAGGCGGCCCAGUGCUGGCCGGAGCGGCCCGUCGCCAGGGACUGCUUCCAUUGCCAGGCUCGGCAGCGCCCCGACCGCCGUACGCUGAGCCGUAUGCUGAGCAGUUCAGUACGAACAAUCAUGCUCGCGAGUACUCGGCGCACCAGGAGCCGCCGCCGCCGCCGUGGCGCAACGAGUGGCAAGAUCGUGGACACCAUCAUGCAAGCCAUGCGAAUCAGUUCCAAGGUGACAUGUACCGUCACGACAGAGCGCCUCGACAGCAAGAUGGACAUGCGCAUGGCAGUUACGAGCGCGAUCGCCGUGAACCUGCACCGCGGAACGAGCCCUCGUGGAGCGAGUCCCGAAGUAGAGAUUGGCGGCAACAACAUCCAGAGCAAAGGUACGACAACGAUUCCCGUCGAGAGCGCGCCUUUGAGUCUCGCGCGUACCAUGACAAUCCGGCUCUGUUUGCUGGCGCUGAGCGACAGCAUGAGCGGUUUGAUGAGCGGCAGCAGGAGGAGCGGUCUUUCCCGCCACCGCCUCCACAAGCAGUUCAAUUGCCUCAUGCGUCGCGCCCAAGAAGCCCACCCCGCCCGCAAGGCGACAGCAUGCCCCAAACUGCCAUAUCGUCGCAUUCGCAGGUCGACCCAGAAAGCUCUGCGGAUGCCGUCCAUGGCGUUUCCGAUCAACCCAACACAACAACAACAGCAGCAGCAGCUGUGCCUGCCACUACAGCAAGCACACCAUCGACACUAGCAUCUCCGACUAGCUCGUCUUUACCGAUGCAAGCACCAGAGCCUGUGGCCGCGACCGCAGCUGCCACAGCAGCCUCUUCUCGUUCGACAGCCAUGCCUAAAGUGUUUAUGACGUCCAAUCCAAACCCGAAUGUUGCAAAACGUAAUGCAACACAGGCACCAGCAGCACGCGACUCGCCUGCGCCACCACCUUGGGCGGACGGCGACGACGCCGAGCCUACAGCGCCACCGAAUCCCAGCCACGCCUCUCCGACUGCCCCUCAGCCUCCAUUCAACGCACCGUCCGCUCCGCCCGGCCGCCACCUCCCUGCACCACAACAGUUUCACUCGAAUCGUCGGCCGGUGCAGGCCAGGCGACCGAUCGAUCGCGACCUAGACGAGGCCAAGUUUGCCCACAUUCUCGAUCCAGAGGAGCGCCAAGUGGCCAUCCGCUCACACAAACAACACCUUCGUCGCAUGCAAGAGAUGGAGGGCUCUGCUGCCUCCGAAGUUGAAUUCAAACAUCUGUCGCAGUACCUACCAGCCGAGGUCGAGCGGCGAUUUGCACAGCAAAUGCAGCAACUCCAGGAAGGCAAACGCGUCACGCCGGCAUCGAGUGCGGUCGACGACGCCCAACAACUGUCAUCCGCCAACAAGGGCUACCAGAUGCUGCAGCGUUCUGGUUGGUCUGAGGGUCAAGGGCUGGGAGCUCAGGAGCAUGGGCAAGUCGCUCCAGUUCAAGCAGCCCAACGAACAUCCACCGCUGGUUUGGGUGUGACGGAUCCCACAGAAGUGACAGGCGAGGACGACAUUUACUCGUUGUAUCGCAAGAAGCUCAUGGUGGCGUACCAGCACCGAUCGAAUCCUUUAAACAACCCGAGGCGAAAGUACUAACCAGACCAAGUACAAAUAAUGGAUGUUGUCGCGCAACAAAUGAUACAAGAAGAAAAAAAAACACGACAUUAUUUACAAAUACAAUAACAAAAAUUUCUG
Messenger RNA from Capsaspora owczarzaki ATCC 30864, 2292 nucleotides. RefSeq lists its product as hypothetical. The record is from RefSeq and is a predicted model, not a curated record. Gene Ontology annotation, molecular function: RNA binding. Lineage: Eukaryota; Filasterea; Ministeriida; Capsasporidae. Gene Ontology annotation, cellular component: nucleoplasm. The transcript is spliced from 4 exons. The coding region runs from base 148 to 2193 and encodes 681 amino acids.